AUGGCGACGACUGAGAAGGCGAAGGAGGAAAAGGAAGGGAGCAACCUACUGGGCUCGCCGACCUUCAGGGAGCUCGAGAACGGCCGCUUCCAGUGCGUCGAGACAGGCCACGAAUUGCUGGCCAAAGACAAAGAAAUUUACUCUCAGAGCAAACGGUGCCGUUUGGGUCUCAUCGAAUAUGCCCUUGCCCAUAAGAAAGCUCCUCUCAACAUGUUCAAGCAGGAUCCUCUUUCCCGCUCAAAGUUGCUGUGUAAGCUAACAGGGGAUACUAUCAAUAAGUCAGAAGAGCACAUUUGGAAGCAUAUAAAUGGGAAACGGUUCCUCAACAAGCUUGAAGAGAAGGAAGAAGAGAAGCUAAAGGCCAAGGGAGUGGUAGAAGAGAUGGGUGAUCAGAACCCGGAAAUAGUAUCUGACCAAGACGGAGACGGAGACGGAGACGGAGAAAGAAAGAAGAAGAAGAAAAAGAAUAAGAAGAAGAAGAAUAAGAAGAAGGAUGAAAGAGUUGAUGAGAUUAUGUCUGAAAAAAGUAAGUCUUCUGAUGAGGAAGGUGAUACAGAAGAAACUGACUUUUGGAUGCCACCAGUGGGAGAACGUUGGGACUUUGACGAGGGAGGUGACAGGUGGGGUUCCGGUUCAGAGUCAGAGAACGAGGAUGAUGAGAUCGAUGUAGCUGUUUCAGAUGGUGCAUUUGAAGAUGGCGACGAGGAGUCAGAAGAGCUCUCCAAGAGGACGAAAAGGAUGUCCAUAGAAAUUGGACCAAGCAGCUUUGCUUCAAGGAAGAAGAAGAGUAAAAAGAGCACGACAUGAUCCGCUGUCGACUUAUCUUCAAUUUGCAAGAUUAAAGACAUGAAGAAGUAACUGUGAUCCGAGAUUAACUGAUUCUAUCCAUUUUUGAAGUAUGUGUUUAGGUGUGAUUUCGGAAUGUAUCAGUUCUAAGUUCUUUUGAAGGUUGUAUUUUUCACUCUAGUCGUUUAUUAGAUCAAAACAUUUUGUUCGGUGUAAAUUAAUAAAGAUUUUGCCAAUGAAUAUUGAAUUGAUUGA
Pyrus x bretschneideri (Chinese white pear) is the source of this 1041-nucleotide messenger RNA. RefSeq names its product surfeit locus protein 2-like. Lineage: Eukaryota; Viridiplantae; Streptophyta; Magnoliopsida; Rosales; Rosaceae. The record is from RefSeq and is a predicted model, not a curated record. Bases 1 to 807 code for a protein of 268 amino acids. The transcript is spliced from 5 exons.